AGUGCAUAUCCAGCCACACAGAAAUUGCCUGUUCUCUCUAUCACUUCAUUAACAUUUCCGUCUGUCUACUGCUACACAUGACCCCUAAGCUCUCUCCAUCAUCCGGCUUUUCAAGUCCAGAGAUAUUCUAUGGCUGCAUCUUGCUGCUGUGCUUUUGUGAUAUUUGCUUACCACGGGGAAGACAUUAACAUUUGAUGUGGAUGGACACCAAUUGUGAGUCUCUUAUGCACCUAUACUGUACAUGUAGCUGUGACUAAAGAAUUUCAGUGAUGCUUUAGAAGUGGACUAGAAUUCUAUUCCAAAUUUCCAUAAUUUGAAGGGAAGGCAAUCCAUCUCACAUACAAAGAUAAGCUGAAGCUAGUUGCAUAUACCAAGCAAAUCACUGUUGGUAAAUUAGAUGCCUCAAAGUUACCUCCCCCUGGAUAUCUAGAUGUUGUUGGAAAUGAUAGGAGAAAAGAAUGGCAAGCAUUAGGAGAUUUGAGUAAAGAAGAUUGUAUGCUUCAGUUCUGUGAGUUGCUUGAGACUCGUUGCCCACAGCUACAGCCUUAUAUAGAAGCUCAUCGGAGAGAGAAAGAAGAGCAAGAGAGAAAAAGGAAAGAGGAGGAAGAGAGGAGAAAGCGUGAAGAAGAGGAGAGAGAACAACAAAGGUUAGAAGAAGAAAGACAGAGGAGAGAAGAGGAGAUAAGGCAAGCAGAAAAGCUUAAGGAAGAGCAACAAAGGUUACAAUUUAAAGAGUCUGUAUAUCAGCAGUUGGAACCCCAGCUUCGCCCACUAGCUGUCGAGCAACAUCCACAUAAUCCACAACAGCAACAAGUUUUCCUGCAACAACUUCAAGAGCACUAUUAUCAGCAGUACAUGCAACAGAUCCAACAAGCACAAUACCAGCAACAGCAGCAACAACAAUUACACAAUCAUACUGCCCCAUCAUUAACGAUGGAAAACCAAACAGAGGGAGCACCUCCACAAGAUGGGACAUCUCCUAACACACUAGCACAAGAUCUUAGCCACUUACAGCUGGGUGAUCAAGGUGAUGCUGCCCCUCCCAAUGGAGAUAUUAAUAAUAUUCCCCUCAACAGUGAUGAGGACCAAUAUCCAGUAAUCUGCAAGGCAUCAUGCUGGACACGUAAAAACAUCAAAGAAUUCAAGAAAGAGCUUGUAUCAGAGAAAGAGUCUGUAAUAAAGGUUGGACACGGUGAGACUGUCACCGUCAGAGUACCUACACAUCAAGAAGGAAAGUAUAUCUUUUGGGAGUUUGCAACAGAUAGCUAUGAUAUCGGCUUUGGUCUCUACUUUGAAUGGACGGAGGCUGAGAGUAACGCAAUCAGUGUCCAUGUUAGUGAUUCUAGCGAGGAUGAAGAAGAGUUUGAAGAUGAAGAAGGAGGAGGAGGUAAGAGUGAUAUCGAGCGUGGAACGAAGGAUAGGGGGCCCCCUAUGGAUGAGAUCAUUCCAAUCUACAGACGAGACUGCCACCAAGAGGUGUAUGCUGGCAGUCAUAAGUACCCUGGAAGGGGUAUAUAUCUGCUUAAGUUUGACAACUCCUACUCACUCUUCAGAUCUAAAGUACUCUACUAUCGAGUGUAUUACACCAGAGAUACCCAGCCCGGUAGGACGCCCCCUGAUGCAGUAGAAACCUAGAUACACUAUCAACACUGGUCUCUAUCCUCUUGGUCUAACACACCAGUUUGUAAGACUCUAUAUGGUCUAUCUUCAUUUCUCUACAACCAGGGCACUGUAGGUUUGUGAACAUUUACAAGUUGUUAUUAUCUGAGUGAAACUGUGCUUGUCAGCCAAUCAUAAUCAAGGAUUUCACUGAAAUUGUCAAGCUCUGACAAAUUAGUCAGUGCUGACAACUCCAUUGAAUUACCCUAGUUCAUCUAUUUAACAUUCUGUCUAAUUUCCUCUUGGCCUCAGAAAUAGUUUGUCUACUAUCCAGUUUGCCUAAUUUAAUGUAGUCUCAAUGUGCUAAAUUAUUUUUCUUUUGGGCUAUUAAGACAAAAUGGUUUAGACCAAGUGAUUAUUAACUCAAGUGGUCUUCAUGCCUUCUGGUAAUUAGACCAAGUGCUCAUUAGACAAAAUGAAAUAUAGACCAAAAGGGUGUAGCCUGAAUGAAGUUAACCUUUCUGGUAAUUAGACCAAGUGGUUUUAGACCAAGUGUGUGUAAACUGAUAUACCCACGCCUAACAAACGUGUAAUAUGCUGGUUAUGUGUAUGAGAUAAUAACCCCAUGCCACUCUAGUACACAUUGUCCUGUUUUGAAUGCAUUGCAUAUAGGCCUCAUCCAUAUUGAAACCAGGUGCAUUGUCCCAUAUAUCUGCCAUAUGUUGCUGUUAUCAGAAGCAGUAUUCGAGAUCAGGUGACGGAAAUAUUUGUGUAGUGGAUUUUAAAGGUAGUAUCAUUCAUUGAAAACAUCACAGCCAGUGGACUUAUUUUUGAAAGCUUAUUUGUUACAAGUAAUUUCUAAAGUCAAUAUUAAUAGUAUAUUGAAAGCUUAAUUGUUUCAGUAUGACUUUGAAAUAAGAUUUCUGAUUUGCAGACAAGAUGAUGAUAUUUUUACACUUUCAUUUUUAAAGAAAACAAAAAUUACAACCCACCCCACUUCUCUGUCUCUCACUUACAAUUACAACAUGUGCUACAAACACCUUAUCCAGACUAAGGUUAUUUUGUUAUAAAAUGAAUGAUGCUCUACCUUUAAAAGAGAUCUCAUAUGAUAACGACCUGCAGAUUUUGAGAGGAAUUCUGAUCAGUGUGACCUUCCUAGUGCAAAUUUAAAGAGAUUUACAGAGUUUGUAUUCCCUUUCUAGCUACUGCAGCUACAUGUAUGUUUGGAAACAGAAGAGAGGCAUGCUUUCAAGGCAGGGCAAAUGGAAGGGGAGGAGAGAUGAUAUAGUGAAAUUAUAUAGAUCUAUAUUUAUAUUUUGAUUGUUGUUGAUGUUGAAGUUAUGUAUGAUUAAGUAGUGUUAGGUAAAAGGAUAUAAGCAAUGUAACCAAUUAAAACAACUGUUGAUAUGAAAAAAUACAAAGAAACAUUUUAACAUUGGUUUGUAAUAAAUUCAUUCAAAAUUAAAAUAGAUCUUUAACAAGGACGUUUACUGAAGAGGCUUGUAUACCAUUGCCACUAUUCACAAUGGACCUAUGAAUUGAAUAACACAAUAAAGAGUUGAGAGUAGCCGGAAAUUAAUAUAAUUUUUCUUUAAAUCUUUUAAUACUGUCUUGUUACCAAAGUUGCCGAGAAUGUUAGAAAUCUAGGGUAAGGAAAUUAAUAAUGUUUUCAUCAAGAUGAUAGUUUUCUUUAAAUCUAACGAUACUGAAAUAGUUAUCAGUUUGUGUGAAUUUUGGAGGAAGUGUAAAAUUAAUAUGCCAAGCUGAUUUGGUAUGGAAAGCAUCAUAAUUUUUACUUUUUUUUAGCCAAAAUUACAUGCUUAACAAUCAGUUUGUGUUUUUCAAUCGAGUUGAUUCAAGUUCAUAUUUUGUAAGUUGUCAAUGUCGGUUAUAUUCCCCUUUUUUCAUGUCAGAAAUGGGUGUAAAAAUGUUGCUCCAUAGCAUGUGUUCCAUAUAAUGCAUGGCAUCAUUCCUAUGUGUUGGCAUGGAAAGUUGAAUGGCUCAACUGCAUUUGACAAGUAAAUAAGUAUUAUUCUUCCUGGUGAAGGUUUAAAUUGAACAUUAUAUUGGUGCUCACCCACAAUGAUGGUUAGAAGCUUUCACUAGGAUGUGUAAUACCAUCUUAGACCUGUAUGCUAUCAUGGUAAGCAUAUCACUUAAUGAUACUUUUUACCUACAGUACAUAUCUAAUUGAUCCUCUGCUGUGUAGACAUUUAUAUUUGUGCUUGUACUACAGGCUCUACCAUAACAGUUAAAUCAAUGAAUAAGAACAGCAUUUAUUUUGUUGUUAAUGAUUAAAUGGUGUUCUUGGUUCAUACAUGUAUAUCUAUAUAUAUGUUUUAACUCAUGUACUGACCUGAUUGCCAGAGUAACUGAAAGGAGUUUUCUGACUUGUUUUUCAGAGCAGAGACAAAUUUUGAUUGCCAAAACUGAGCAGGUAAAAACUUCAAAUUAAUUGUUUUCGUUAUUGAGUUUUUUUUCCCUUACAUUCAGUUAUGAAAAUAACACAGAAUUGUUGACAAAACGUCAUUUUAAAAUGCCAUUGAAAAUGGACUGACACAUGCUUGAUCAUUCUUCCUUUUUUAUAGCAAGUAUUGGUGCAGAACUUUUAAGCUCGUAUCAUUCUUGAAUAGUUCUAAAGCUGAAAAUGUCUUUUUAACUAUUUCAGAAUUUAGCUUGCUCAACCAGGCAAGAACCUCAAACAAACAGCCUUUUGAUUUUGCUUUUAAAUUCCAAGAACAAUGGUUUAGUGUAUACAAGGCCAUUAAAACAUGUUAACAAAUCAUUUCCUUUUCUUGUGCUGUUUCUAUAAUUUGGUUUAGUUAUAUUCUGCACAGUGGAUAUUGGUUUCUUUAGCAACUUCAGUGUGAUUUUUUAUGAAAUAACUAGGAUAGUAAUAACUUGCAAUCAAUGAAAUUAUAAUUAAGGGUUAGCACUGAGUUAUUAGUAUUGCAAAUGAUAUUUUUAAGGAAUCAAGUUUUGCAUUUCCCUCCUCCUUUCAAAGAUAUGUGAAAUGAAAUGAUAGAAGCAAAUUUUGUUUCUGAAAACAUACAAAAAUCAAAUGAAACUCUUCACAUUGCUAAUAUGAUUUAAAUUGGAGAGAAAAUGUUUAAGAUGUUUCUAAAGAUUAAUAGUGGAAUUGCGCCUUUGAUUUAUACUCUGUAUUUUGCUCUGAAUUUUGUUGUUUUCAUUAAAGGAAACUUGAUGUUUUGUGAUUAUAUCAGUUCAAGCUGGUCGAGUGUGUGAAUCAUUUGGAAAUGAUAAUAAAAAAUCUUAUUACAUUUUGUUAAAAACCUUCAAGAAAGUGACUAUUUAGUUUCUCUGUGUACAUUGGUGUACAUUUGCUUUAUAUGCUUGAAUUCCAUUCACAAUGAUCGUACAUAAGCAGUGUAAAAUCAAGAAUCAUUAUUGUAGAUUUGUGCAUGUAGCAUAAUGUUAAUGCGAUGUGUGCAUAUUCAAUCAAAAUUAUAUUCAACUAUUAGUUUGUUUUAUACCUGUCUUAUUUAUUACUUCAAUCUUGCUAUGGUUUCUGCUUUGAUGAUAAGAACAUUCUUUGCUAUGUAGGCCUACAUUAAAUUAUCUUUAUUGAGUCACUUCUGUCCAUCUGAGCUAUACAAAAAAAAUACCAUCAAUCCUUUUCUCCCGUUUUCUCACAUCAAAAAUUCACAAUAAACACUGAAGGAGCAAAAAUCUAAAAUAAUCCCCAAAAUAUUUUCAGAAUUAUUUUCCACAUCAGAUCGUAGUCAUCUUCAAUGAAGGUGAUCUUAGUUUUCAUUUCUAUGGUAAUUGACCUAAUGAUUGAUAUAAUGGAAAACUAUUUUAGUUUAAUGAAAGCAUGAGCAUAUAUUGACCAUGAAAACUUGUAAAGUAAUUGUCCUAAAGAUAUAUCUUGCUACUCUAUUAUUAAUAUGUCUCUCACAACAACCAUUAUUGAAAUCGUAAAUGUGAAAGUAAGGGUACUUGAAUAUCCAGUCAAUUUUAAUUUCAUUGCAUUCAUUCGUUCCUGUUAUUCGUUCUGUCCAAUCUUUUUUGUCACACCCAAAAGAGAUUUGCAUAUAUAAUUUGAUUUAUUUGUGUCUAGUUUUCAUUUCAUUAUUGUCUUGAUAUUUGUUAUUUCAUUUUAGUGUGUAAUAUUCUGGAACAUGUUACAUUGAUCACAUAGUGAUAGUAACAUGAAUGCUAGAAAGAGAAAUGCUAUUGAUACACCUGUAAAUUGUAUACAUUGUAUGAUUAAAAGCUGGUCAUUGUAAAAACA
Molecule: messenger RNA, 5854 nt
Organism: Lytechinus pictus (painted urchin)
Lineage: Eukaryota; Metazoa; Echinodermata; Echinoidea; Temnopleuroida; Toxopneustidae
Product: Golgi resident protein GCP60-like
Exons: 9
Coding region: 496-1635 (379 amino acids)
Cellular component (GO): Golgi membrane
Source: RefSeq, a predicted model, not a curated record